GAGGAUCCAUUUGUUGAGCGAGUUGAUUUGGAUGAAUCAACAGUGAAUCCGCCGAACACACGCGUAGGUCCAGAGAAUUUCCAGCUGCUCAAAGUUCUCGGCAAAGGCGGCUAUGGAAAGGUAUUUCAAGUUAGAAAGACAAGUGGUCAAGAUAAAGGGAGGAUUUUUGCGAUGAAAGUGCUGAAGAAGGCAACUCUCAUUCGAAAUCAGAAGGAUACAGCGCAUACAAAAGCCGAACGGAAUAUUUUGGAAGCUGUCAAGGUGAAUAGCUCUUUGUUCUGUUUUGAAUUUGUUGAUGUAAGAGAAGCAUCAAUGCUGGCAUUGCAGAGCCCGUUCAUUUGCGAAUUGCUUUAUGCUUUCCAAACCGGCGGCAAAUUAUACUUGAUAUUGGAGUAUCUGAGUGGUGGUGAACUAUUCAUGCAUUUGGAGCGUGAGGGACUUUUCAUGGAGGUAAAGUUUUUGUUAUCAGACUGUGAAAUUUCUUGUAUUCACAUCUUUUUCCUUUUAUAA
Messenger RNA from Gongylonema pulchrum, 510 nucleotides. The record is from the annotation of a GenBank genome assembly. Lineage: Eukaryota; Metazoa; Nematoda; Chromadorea; Rhabditida; Gongylonematidae.